Messenger RNA from Soboliphyme baturini, 518 nucleotides. Lineage: Eukaryota; Metazoa; Nematoda; Enoplea; Dioctophymatida; Soboliphymatidae. The record is from the annotation of a GenBank genome assembly.
AUGAGGACAAAUAGUUCUGACAAUACGCGACACGGCCUUAAGUUGGAAAUUGGAAAUGGCCCUGAAAGCUACGCGGAAUGUUAUCCUGGGGAGCUGGAGUUUUAUGAUGCGGCAGGCGAUUCCGACGAGGAGGUGGAUUAUUCAAAAAUGGACCUUGGUAAUAAAAAGGGUCCAGUAAAACGGUGGGAUUUUGACACUGAGCAGGAAUACGAAGACUACAUGAGUAACCGUGAGGCGCUUCCAAAGGCCGCUUUCCAGUAUGGCGUGAAGAUGAACGAUGGACGGCGAACACGGAAGGUACCAGGCGCGAAAACCGAAAGGGAUGAGAAAGCAAAAUUAGACAGACAGUGGCAGAAGAUCAGCAAGGUUUUACCAAUAAACUUUUUAUAUUUGUGCAUGAUUUUUUAUAGAUUAUUUCAAAACGAAAAGAAAUGGACUUGUAAGCUCACACUUUAUUUACUUCGUUAUCUCGUUAUUUUUAGUGGAGAGGAAACCUCCAAAAAAGCAAGAUUCUAGAA